Molecule: messenger RNA, 4701 nt
Organism: Galeopterus variegatus (Sunda flying lemur)
Lineage: Eukaryota; Metazoa; Chordata; Mammalia; Dermoptera; Cynocephalidae
Product: fibroin heavy chain-like
Exons: 1
Coding region: 1-4431 (1476 amino acids)
Biological process (GO): regulation of gene expression
Cellular component (GO): nucleoplasm
Molecular function (GO): poly(A) binding; poly(G) binding
Source: RefSeq, a predicted model, not a curated record
AUGGAUGCCGUCAGCUUUGCCGUGAGCCGACCUAACAAAACCCAACCAUUAUAUGAAGGUUUCAGGAUUGAGGCCAGCAAGAGACUUCAGGACCCCUGCAAACUGUUCAUCGGGGGACUUGCCCGCGAAAUCAGUAAGCAAGUUCUUCUUGAAUAUUUGUGUCAGUUUGGCGACAUCAUAGACUUUACAAUUAAAACCGACCCAAUCACUGGCCUCUCCAGAGGGUUCGGAUUCGUGCUUUUCAAAGAUAGUGCCACCGCUGAAAAGGUGCUCCAAAAAGAAGAGCACAAACUGGAUGGCAAGAAAAUAGAUAUUAAAAGGGCUAAAGCCGUGGAACCCAUAUUCCCUCCGAGAAGGGUUUUUGUGGGCGGGCUGAACCCUCAAGUGUCUGAAGAACAAGUCAGAGCAUACUUUGGGGCAUUUGGAGAGAUUGAGGAUAUUGGGUUUCCAGUGUGUCCGAGAACAAAAGAAAGGCGAGCUUUCUGUUUUGUCACGUUUACUAAUCAUGCAUCAGCGAGUAAGCUGUUAGAAAACAGAUACCAUGUAAUUGGCUCUGGGCAGUGUGAAAUUAAAAUUGCCUUCCCAAAAUUACUUACGCGGUCACAACAAAAGUGGGUAACAAAUGUUCCAUUUGCUGGGGUAGGCAAUUGCUGGGGAGAAAGAAGCGGCUUCCAAGCAAACCCAAAUGCUUGGGAAGCAAACAGAGAUGUUCUUGGUGGCAUCCAACAUAUUGCUGGUGCAAACAGGGAUGCUCUCGGAGAAAACCAACAUGUGUGGGGAGCACCCCUAUAUGCCUGGGGAGCAUGCCAGUAUGCGUGGGGAGCACCCCAAUAUGCCUGGGGAGCAUCCCAGUAUAUGUGGAGAGCAUGCCAAUAUGCUUGGGGAGCAAACCAAGUUGCUUGGGGAGCACAGCUAGAUGUUUGGGCAGCAUACCGAGAUUCUUCAGGAGCACAGCGAGAUGUUAGGGGAGCAUACCGAGAUUCUACGGGAGCACAGCGAGAUGUUAGAGGAGCAUACCGAGAUUCUACGGGAGCACAGCGAGAUGUUAGAGGAGCAUACCGAGAUUCUUUGGGAGCACAGCGAGAUGUUAGGGGAGCAUACCGAGAUUCUUCAGGAGCACAGCAAGAUGUUAGGGGAGCAUACCAAGAUUCUUUGGAAGUGCAGCAAGAUGUUAGGGGAGCAUACCGAGAUCCUUUGGGAGCACAGCAAGAUGCUGGGGCAGCAUACCAAGAUCCUUUGGGAGCACAGCAAGAUGCUGGGGCAUCAUACCGAGAUUCUUCUGGAGCACAGCGAGAUGUUAGGGGAGCAUACCAAGAUCCUUCGGGAGCACAGCGAGAUGCUUGGGCAGCACACGGAGAUUCUUUGGGAGCACAGCCAGAUGUUUGGGGAGCAUGCCAAGAUCCUUCGGGAGCAGAGCGAGAUGCUUGGGCAGCACACGGAGAUUCUUUGGAAGCACAGCAAGAUGUUUGGGGAGCAUGCCAAGAUCCUUCGGGAGCACAGCGAGAUGCUUGGGCAGCAAACCGAGAAUCUUCGGGAGCACAGCCAGAUGUUUUGGGAGCAUACCAAGAUCCUUCGGGAGCACAGCAAGAUGCUUGGGUAGCACACGGAGAUUCUUCGGGAGCACAGCCAGAUGUUUGGGGAGCAUACCAAGAUCCUUCGGGAGCACAGCGAGAUGCUUGGUCAGCACACGGCGAUCCUUCGGGAGCACAGCCAGAUGUUUGGGGAGCAUACCAAGAUCCUUCGGGAGCACAGCCAGAUGUUUGGGGAGCAUACCAAGAUCCUUCGGGAGCACAGCGAGAUGCUUCGGCAGCACACGGAGAUUCUUCGGGAGCACAGCCAGAUGUUUUGGGAACAUACCAAGAUCCUUCGGGAGCACAGCGAGAUGCUUCGGCAGCACAUGGAGAUUCUUCGGGAGCACAGCCAGAUGUUUGGGGAGCAUACCAAGAUCCUUCAGGAGUACAGCGAGAUGCUUGGGCAGCACACGGAGAUUCUUCGGGAGCACAGCGAGAUGCUUGGGCAGCACACGGAGAUUCUUCGGGAGCACAGCCAGAUGUUUUGGGAGCAUACCAAGAUCUUUCGGGAGCACAGAGAGAAGCUUGGGCAGCACACGGAGAUUCUUCGGGAGCACAGCCAGAUGUUUGGGGAGCAUACCAAGAUCCUUCGGGAGCACAGCGAGAUGCUUGGGCAGCACACGGAGAUUCUUCGGGAGCACAGCGAGAUGAUUGGGCAGCACACGGAGAUUCUUCGGGAGCACAGCCAGAUGUUUGGGGAGCAUACCAAGAUCCUUCGGGAGCACAGCAAGAUGCUUGGGCAGCAAACCGAGAUUCUUCGGGAGCACAGCCAGAUGUUUGGGGAGCAUACCAAGAUCCUUCGGGUGCACAGCGAGAUGCUUGGGCAGCACAUGGAGAUUCUUCGGGAGCACAGCCAGAUGUUUGGGGAGCAUACCAAGAUCCUUCGGGAGCACAGCGAGAUGCUUGGGCAGCACAUGGAGAUUCUUUGGGAGCACAGCCAGAUUUUUGGGGAGCAUACCAAGAUCCUUCAGGAACACAGCGAGAUGCUUCGGCAGCACACGGAGAUUCUUCGGGAGCACAGCCAGAUGUUUGGGGAGCAUACCAAGAUCCUUCGGGAGCACAGCCAGAUGUUUGGGGAGCAUACCAAGAUCCUUCAGGAACACAGCGAGAUGCUUCGGCAGCACACGGAGAUUCUUCAGGAGCACAGCCAGAUGUUUGGGGAGCAUACCAAGAUCCUUCGGGAGCACAGCAAGAUGCUUGGGCAGCACACAUAGAUUCUUCGGGAGCACAGCCAGAUGUUUGGGGAGCAUACCAAGAUCCUUCGGGAGCACAGCGAGAUGCUUGGGCAGCACAUGGAGAUUCUUCGGGAGCACAGCCAAAUGUUUUGGGAGCAUACCAAGAUCCUUCGGGAGCACAGCGUGAUGCUUGGGCAGCACACGGAGAUUCUUCAGGAGCACAGCCAGAUGUUUGGGGAGCAUACCAAGAUCCUUCGGGUGCACAGCGAGAUGCUUGGGCAGCACACGGAGAUUCUUCGGGAGCACAACCAGAUGUUUCGGGAGCAUACCAAGAUCCUUCGGGAGCACAGCGAGAUGCUUGGGCAGCAAACAGAGAUUCUUCCGGAGCACAGCGAGAUGUUUGGGGAGCAUACCGAGAUCCUUUGGGAGUAUACCGAGAUGCUUGGGGAGCACACCAAAAUCCUUCGGGAGCACAGCAAGAUGCUUGGGCAGCACACCGAGAUUCUUCGGGAGCACAGCCAGAUGUUUGGGGAGCAUACAAAGAUCCUUCGGGAGCACAGCGGGAUGCUUGGGCAGCACACAGAGAUUCUUCGGGAGCACAGCCAAAUGUUUUGGGAGCAUACCAAGAUCCUUCGGGAGCACAGCGUGAUGCUUGGGCAGCACACAGAGAUUCUUCAGGAGCACAGCCAGAUGUUUGGGGAGCAUACCAAGAUCCUUCAGGUGCACAGCGAGAUGCUUGGGCAGCACACGGAGAUUCUUCGGGAGCACAGCCAGAUGUUUCGGGAGCAUACCAAGAUCCUUCGGGAGCACAGCGAGAUGCUUGGGCAGCACACAGAGAUUCUUCCGGAGCACAGCAAGAUGUUUGGGGAGCAUACCAAGAUCCUUUGGGAGUAUACCGAGAUGCUUGGGGAGCACAGCGAGAUGCUUGGGCAGCACACCGAGAUUCUUCGGGAGCACAGCCAGAUGUUUGGGGAGCAUACCAAGAUCCUUUGGGAGCACAGCGAGAUGCAUGGGCAGCACACCGAGAUUCUUCGGGAGCACAGCCAGAUAUUUGGGGAGCAUACAAAGAUCCUUUGGGAGCACAGCGAGAUGCUUGGGCAGCACACGGAGAUUCUUCCGGAGCACAGCAAGUUGUUUGGGGAGCAUACCGAGAUCCUUUGGGAGCAUACCGAAAUGCUUUGGGAGCACACCAAAAUCCUUCAGGAGCACAGCGAGAUGCUUGGGCAGCAAACCGAGAUUCUUCUGGAGCACAGCCAGAUGUUUGGGGAGCAUACCAAGAUCCUCUGGGAGCACAGCGAGAUGCUUGGGCAGCACACCGAGAUCCUUCCGGAGCACAGCCAGAUGUUUGGGGAGCACACCAAGAUUCUUUGGGAGCAUACCGAGAUGCUUGGGGAGCAAACCAAAAUGUUUAUGGGGCAGUUGGAGGUGAUGGAAGCUCUUCUGUGCAUGUUCCUCUUUGCUUCCCAGUCUGCAAUGAAGGCUUUACUUUCUCUGACCAAGGAUAUGACAAUUACCAUAAUUCCUGCAAUAAUCAGCCAGUGUGUAAUGGCUAUUGUGGAGAUUAUUUUGUUGGAUAUAACUAUGGAACCCGUGAUUUAGGACCUACAUUUACUAAUUACCAUGUGCAACUAAACCAGGCCACUCCUCUUGGUAGCUCUUACCAGGGAAUUUACCAGCUAUUCUGAAGCUGAAGGAUGAAGAUGACUCCGCAGAACCACACUGUUCUUGAAUGAAAAGUUACGAUAGUCAUGGGAAAUGACUGCAUAAACUGUUUUUGAAGAUGUUGUCACUAUUUCUUCCUGAACUGUUACCAGCUGUUUCUAAGCACCAAUUAUUUUUCCAUGACCCUUUGACAUUGGAACUGAGACAGAACACACGAUUUGAGACUUUUGUUUGUUUGUUUCAUUGAAGUUAACGUUUUCUGAAAAAUAAAUGUUUACUGGCAUUAUUUGAAA